Molecule: messenger RNA, 1298 nt
Organism: Symbiodinium necroappetens
Lineage: Eukaryota; Dinophyceae; Suessiales; Symbiodiniaceae
Source: the annotation of a GenBank genome assembly
GCUACGAAAAUCCGACUGCGCUGGUGGUUUGGGAGGCCCAGUUUGGCGACUUCGCAAACACGGCUCAGGUGAUGACGGAUCAGUUCAUCUCUGCUGGAGAGCACAAGUGGCUUCAGCAAACUGGCCUUGUCAUGCUCUUGCCCCACGGCUACAUGGGCCAGGGCGCAGAGCACAGCUCCUGUCGAAUUGAGAGAUUCCUGCAGAGCAGUGACGACGACGAGGACGACAUCCCGGAUUUCAAGGACGGCUUCGGAAGGCGCCAAGCGCAGAAGGCCAACUGGCAGGUCAUGAACCUCUCCACUCCCGCGAACUACUUCCAUGCCCUGCGUCGGCAACAGCAUCGGGAUUUCAGGAAGCCGAUGGUUGUAGCCUCACCGAAGAAUCUGUUCCGCCUGCGCCAGUGCGUGAGCCCCAUUUCUGACAUGGAGGCAGACACGCGAUUUCAGCGCCUCAUCGGCGAGAGAGACCCGGAGAUUGCUGGCAACCCGGACAAGGUGGAGCGUCUGAUCUUCUGUAGCGGAAAGAUCUACUACGAGCUGGUGGCCGAGCGAGAGAGGCUCGGCCUGAAGAAUGUGGCCAUCGUCACCAUCGAGCAGCUCGCUCCCUUCCCCUUCGACCGGGUGAAGCAGGUCAUGGCAACCUACAAAAACGUGGAUGCUGGAGAUGGCGUUCAUCCCGGGCAGUUCGUGUGGUGCCAGGCCACGUGUAAAGAUGAAGAAGGAUGCAGCGACAUCUUGUCUCCGUAUGUCCUGGAGCCAGGUCCCCUCUCCGCGCUGCACUGGGGAUUCCUUCCUGAAGGAAUGCCCGGGCUGCGGGAAGCAAAUGUUGUCGCACAGCCUGCGCUACCAUCAGAGCAGGCAAAGAACCCCUCCUAUCCGAAGCUUUGGGCCCCCAGAGGUGCCCAGCAGCUGCGACCACACAGGCAAAGCCCUCUUGACACCUCGCCCACGGUCGGCCUCGCCGAGCUCUUCGCCGAACUCCAGCCGCCGCCAGUCCUGGGCAGACGUCACGCCUCCGCGGUCUGCCCGCGGCCCUUGCACCGUGCAGUGCCAGCGAUGUGGGAUAUGCUUCCAAGCCCGGUCGCGCGUCCCUCCUGCCACGCCCCGUCGCCGACGGAGAAGUGCCCUUCCUGUCAUCGCUAUGUGGCAUGCAGUGGCCUCCAGGCCCAUGUCCAGCGCUGCCAGAAGUUGAGCCGGCGCUUCGAGGAGAUGCAGAGACAUCCGACGCUUUUAGGAUCCCGAGCUUCGAGUGACAAAGCCUCCGCCACGCCGAAGACCUCGUCGCAAGCGCAAAGCUGA